Mesocricetus auratus (golden hamster) is the source of this 3670-nucleotide messenger RNA. It is a transcript of the gene Abce1, whose product is annotated as ATP binding cassette subfamily E member 1. Gene Ontology annotation, biological process: translational initiation; ribosomal subunit export from nucleus; translational termination. NCBI's taxonomy places the organism in Eukaryota, Metazoa, Chordata, Mammalia, Rodentia, Cricetidae. The record is from RefSeq and is a predicted model, not a curated record. Gene Ontology annotation, molecular function: ATP binding; iron ion binding; ATP hydrolysis activity. Bases 167 to 1966 code for a protein of 599 amino acids. The transcript has 18 exons.
CGGCGGCUGUGCGCCGCCAUCUUGGCCGGCGGCGGUAAGAACACGUUGUGCGGCCGGGACGGGAACGGGACGGGACGCCCAGCGCCGAUUGCUGCUACUGCUGCUGCACGCCUCGCCGUGAGGGGACCGUCGCCUCCAGGAGAGCCGGAUAUUCUUUAUUACAAUUAUGGCAGACAAAUUAACAAGAAUUGCUAUUGUCAACCAUGACAAGUGCAAGCCUAAGAAAUGUCGGCAGGAAUGCAAAAAGAGUUGCCCUGUUGUUCGGAUGGGAAAAUUAUGUAUAGAGGUUACACCCCAGAGCAAAAUAGCAUGGAUUUCUGAGACUCUCUGUAUUGGUUGUGGUAUUUGUAUUAAGAAAUGCCCCUUUGGCGCCUUAUCAAUUGUCAAUUUGCCAAGCAACUUGGAAAAAGAAACAACACAUCGAUAUUGUGCCAAUGCCUUCAAGCUUCACAGGUUGCCUAUCCCUCGUCCAGGUGAAGUUUUGGGAUUAGUUGGAACUAAUGGUAUUGGAAAGUCAACUGCAUUAAAAAUUUUAGCAGGAAAGCAAAAGCCAAACCUUGGAAAGUAUGAUGAUCCGCCUGAUUGGCAAGAAAUUUUGACUUAUUUCCGUGGAUCUGAAUUACAAAAUUACUUCACCAAGAUUCUAGAAGAUGAUCUAAAAGCCAUAAUCAAACCUCAAUAUGUAGAUCAAAUUCCCAAAGCUGCAAAGGGGACAGUGGGAUCUAUUUUGGACCGAAAAGAUGAAACAAAGACACAGGCAAUUGUAUGUCAGCAGCUCGAUUUAACGCACCUUAAAGAACGAAACGUUGAAGACCUUUCAGGAGGAGAGUUGCAGAGAUUUGCGUGUGCUGUCGUUUGCAUACAAAAAGCUGAUAUUUUUAUGUUUGAUGAACCUUCCAGUUACCUUGAUGUCAAGCAGCGUUUAAAGGCUGCCAUUACUAUUCGAUCUCUAAUAAACCCAGAUAGAUAUAUCAUUGUGGUGGAACAUGAUCUAAGUGUAUUAGACUAUCUCUCUGACUUCAUCUGCUGUUUAUAUGGUGUGCCGAGUGCUUACGGUGUUGUCACUAUGCCUUUUAGUGUAAGAGAAGGCAUAAACAUUUUUUUGGAUGGCUAUGUUCCAACAGAGAACUUGAGGUUCAGGGAUGCGUCACUUGUUUUUAAGGUAGCUGAGACAGCGAAUGAAGAAGAAGUUAAAAAGAUGUGUAUGUAUAAAUAUCCUGAGAUGAAGAAAAAGAUGGGGGAGUUCGAGCUAGCGAUUGUAGCUGGAGAAUUUACAGAUUCUGAGAUCAUGGUGAUGCUGGGGGAAAAUGGUACAGGUAAAACCACAUUUAUCAGAAUGCUUGCUGGGAGGCUUAAACCUGACGAAGGAGGAGCAGUACCAAUCCUGAAUGUCAGUUAUAAGCCACAGAAAAUCAGUCCCAAAUCAACAGGAAGUGUUCGCCAGUUACUGCAUGAAAAGAUCAGAGAUGCGUAUACCCAUCCACAGUUUGUGACUGAUGUAAUGAAGCCCCUGCAGAUUGAAAACAUCAUUGAUCAGGAGGUGCAGACAUUGUCUGGUGGUGAACUGCAGCGAGUAGCUUUGGCUCUUUGCUUGGGCAAACCAGCUGAUGUCUAUUUAAUUGAUGAACCAUCUGCUUAUUUGGAUUCUGAGCAAAGAUUAAUGGCAGCCCGGGUUGUCAAACGCUUCAUACUCCAUGCAAAGAAGACAGCUUUUGUUGUGGAACAUGACUUCAUCAUGGCCACCUAUCUCGCAGACCGCGUCAUUGUGUUUGAUGGUGUUCCAUCUAAGAACACAGUUGCAAACAGUCCUCAAACUCUUUUGGCUGGCAUGAACAAAUUUUUGUCUCAGCUGGAGAUUACAUUCAGAAGAGAUCCCAACAACUACAGGCCACGGAUAAAUAAGCUCAAUUCAAUCAAGGACGUGGAGCAAAAGAAGAGUGGAAACUACUUUUUCUUGGAUGAUUAGAUUGAAUCUGAGAUUAUCAAUAAGCCAUUUACUUACUGGGAUUUUUAUCAUAUAAAACUUUAAUCAGGUUUUAUGGCCCCAAUACUCUGGAGCUUGAAGUAUGAUUUUCUUAAUGUGACAUCAAAGGCCAAUUGUCUUGUAAACUGUUCAGAGCUUUUCUGCUCUUAAGAUAAACCUCUGUGCAUACUUCACUAAAAUGGAGACAUUUCAAAUCCGUAAAUCACCUCAAGAUUUCCAUCAUCUAUGGGGAGAUUUUCAGUUUUGUAUUAUAUUCAUGUACCAGAUGCUUACUGGUGUUGACCAUCUUUAAAUCUUGGAUAAGAUCUAUAUUUAUCUGUUUGCUAAGUGGACCAGUAUAAUUAAAUUGCCCUAUUUAAAAGCCAGUCAAAGACUACACUGCUAAAGUCUGUCUGAUAAUAAACAUCAGAAUUUUAUUUGCUACUUGUUUUUAGUGUGUGCACUAUAUUAUCAGUGUGUAGCUGCUUCCAAGAAACAUUGUCUGCUACAGACACCAUUGUGGGAAGAUGUAUGUUUAUGACCAACUUAUUCAUUAUUUUUAAUGUUUUUUGUUUUGGUGCUUUUGAACAUCUGUCAAAAAUUAUUUCAAUACCCUAAUUUAAAUCUGGAUUUUUGGUUUUUACUAUCUAUAAGAUUCUAUAAUAACGUUCAAAGUAAUGUAAUUUUAUAAACAUAAAUUUAUAUAGUCAUCAAGUUGGGAGGAGGUGUUUCUGAAGAAUAUUUGCUUCCUAUAAACUAUAGGCUUGGGCUGGGGAGAUGGUUCAGUCAGUAAAGUGCCAACUGGACGUUCUUGAGGACCACUUAGAAGACAUGGGAUUGUAGUGCCAGUCCUAGGAAAUGAAGUCAGACAGACCCUAGAGUCCAUUGGCUGGCCAGCUUAACAGUCUGUGAGUUCUAUGUCAGGGAAAGAUCCAGUCUCAGAAAGUUAGGUGGGGCAGCAAUUGAGGAAGACAGCUUAUAGCAAACCUCUGGCUCCAACACACAGACAUGUGCAUAUGUACAUGUGUGUACGUACAUACACAUACGUACUUUUAUACAUAAACAACCCUAGAUAUAAAAAGUCUUUACAGUUGGUGCCUAGGUAUCUGGAUGUUAGGGGUUUGUUUUGAGACUGUCCUGUAACCCAGGCUGGCCUCAAAGUCAUUGUGUAGCUAAGGACAACCUUGAACUUCUGAGCCUACACCCAGAUUUCGAUUGUGCAGUGCUGAGUCAAACCCAGGGCUCUGCAGGCUAGGCAAGCACUCUACCAGCUGAGCCACGUCCCCAGCCCUCUUUAUAGACUACAGAUUUUUCUGUUGAACAACCAGGGGCAGCCUUUAACCACUUCUCCAUGAGUGCCGGAAAUAGCAAUACAAAGUGCCCAUUGCUGCAGUUCAUAUUCAUUUGUACGUGUGGAUACAAAGGACAUUAUCUAAAUCUUACUAAUAUACUGAACUAGAAUUAUGAGGAAGGUAGAUUACAGUGAAUAAUGGGGCAGGCAGAACAGGAAAUUAAAAAUUAUUUGACAAGACUUUGAACUUUAAAUAAUUUUGAUUACCUUGGAAACAAUGAUAGAAAGUUAGUUUUGACUGGACCCCAUUAGGCCUUCGAAAAGUGAAUUUAUAUGAAUAAUCCAUAAAUACAUUUCUGUUGUAAAAGAAUGCAAAUAUACAGAGAUAAAUGGAAUAAACAUUUCUCCCCUCAUUA